This is a messenger RNA of Ctenopharyngodon idella (grass carp), 2700 nucleotides long. RefSeq names its product DNA topoisomerase I, mitochondrial. Gene Ontology annotation, biological process: DNA topological change; DNA replication; chromosome segregation. Lineage: Eukaryota; Metazoa; Chordata; Actinopteri; Cypriniformes; Xenocyprididae. Bases 270 to 2498 code for a protein of 742 amino acids. The transcript is spliced from 20 exons. Gene Ontology annotation, cellular component: nucleolus; chromosome. Gene Ontology annotation, molecular function: DNA topoisomerase type I (single strand cut, ATP-independent) activity; DNA binding. The record is from RefSeq and is a predicted model, not a curated record.
AAUUCCAUUUGGUGUCGCUAGUGGUGCAAACGCAUACAGCAGAUUUUUACUGUAGCGUCCGAGACGUUUCAAACUCGCAUGCGAUUUUAUACCCAUUUUAAAUUAUUAUUUGUUGAACCACCAGGUAAUUUCACUAUCACAUUUUAAACAUAGCAUAAAGGGGAUUAUAAAAUACUCACGACACCAAAACAUCAUUGCAUCGUCUGUAUGAUUAAGAACCACGCGGAUUCAUAACAACUGCACAGUAUACGGAUGAACUGUUUUUAGGAAUGGCUGAAGACUCUUGCUCUGUGAAAGAGAUGGAAACAGAGUUGAAAGAUAAUCCAUGCUCGAGUGAAGAUGCUUUUGCAGUAAACCCAAAGAAAAAGAAAUCAAAGGCCAAAGGAAAGGUGAAGUCUCAGCAUGAAGGGAAGGAGAAAACGCAUAGGAAGAUGAAAAUGCCUAAAGUGGAGAGCAUGGACUUUGAAGACAGAAGGUCUAAGGUGAAUGUGAAGGAAGAGCCAGACAAAGAUCCAGACUUUGUAACAGAAGGGAAAGGGAAAAAGAGGAAAAGAAAAGUGGAUAAAACGGAUGGUCGCUCUUCUACCUCUGAAGCACCUUUGCCGAAGAAGAAGAAGAAAGUUGCAGAAGAGGGACAGGGAAACUCUCCAACAGCAAAGAAGAAAAAAAUUAAGGAAAAAAAAGAAAAGGUGAAAAAAGAGGAAGGAGGGUGUUCUGUCUCCACUAAGAAGAAGAAAACCAAGGAGGAGAUUGUGGCAGCCAGGGCUCUCAAGAUAAAGCAGAAAGAGGAGGAAGAGAAACAAAGAUGGAGAUGGUGGGAAGAAGAGAAGUAUGAGGAUGGAAUUAAAUGGAAGUUUCUAGAACACAAAGGGCCAUAUUUCCCCCCUGAGUAUCAACCCCUACCAGAUGAUGUGAAGUUUUACUAUAAUGGAAAAGCAGUGAAACUCAGUCUGCCAGCUGAGGAAGUGGCACUUUUCUUUGCUCAAAUGUUGGAUCACGAAUACACAACAAAAGAGGUCUUCCGCAAUAACUUCUUCAGGGACUGGAGGAAGGAGAUGACUUUGGAAGAGAGACAGCUAAUCAUGGAUCUAAGCAAGUGUGAUUUUGUGGAGCUCCAUGCUAUGCACAAACAAAAGGUGGAAGCCAGAAAGAAUAUGAGCAAAGAGGAGAAGUUGGUUAAUAAAGAGGUCAAUCAAAAAAUUGUUGAUGAGUAUGGGUUCUGUGUGUUGGACCACCAUCGUGAGCGCAUCGGGAACUUUAAGAUAGAACCUCCAGGGCUUUUCCGAGGCAGAGGAGACCAUCCUAAACAGGGAAUGUUGAAGAAGAGGAUUCAACCUGAAGACGUCAUUAUCAACUGCAGCAAGGACUCUCGUAUCCCAGAACCUCCUGCUGGUCACCGCUGGAAGGAAGUUCGUCAUGACAACACUGUGACGUGGCUAGCCAGCUGGAAUGAGAACGUACAAGGAUCUUGUAAAUAUGUGAUGCUCAAUGCCAACUCCAAACUUAAGGGUGAGAAGGAUUGGGAAAAGUAUGAGGUGGCUCGUAGACUAAAGUCGUGUGUGGAUGCCAUCCGAACCCAGUACCAGGAGGACCUCAAAUCUAAACAGAUGGGCACACGCCAGAGAGCCGUAGCCCUCUACUUUAUCGACAAGCUGGCUCUGAGAGCAGGUAAUGAAAAGGAAGAGGGUGAGACGGCAGACACCGUGGGUUGUUGCUCACUACGCGUGGAGCACAUCACUUUACACGACACACUGGAUGGGCAAAAGUGUGUGGUAGAGUUCGACUUUCUGGGUAAAGAUUGCAUCCGCUACUACAACAAGGUUCCUGUGGCCAAAAGGGUUUACAAAAACCUCAAGCUUUUCAUGGAAAACAAGCAAGGAGGAGACGACCUCUUUGAUCGACUGAAUACUCAAGUGCUGAAUAAACACCUGACUUCCCUCAUGCCAGGAUUAACUGCAAAGGUUUUUAGGACAUACAACGCCUCUAUAACCCUGCAGCAACAGCUGAAAGAACUUAGCAACAUGAAGGAUAAUGUGGCGGAGAAGUUGCUCUCUUACAACAGGGCAAACCGUGCGGUUGCAAUUCUAUGUAACCAUCAGCGGGCGCCGCCAAAGACCUUCGAACAAUCCAUGGCUAACCUGCAAGCAAAGAUUGACAGCAGGAAGGAGCAGCUGGACUUGGCUAAGAAAGAGCUAAAGCAGGCCAAGAAAGAAGCCAAAGGGAGCUCAGACAACAAGCUGCUCAUUGUGGUGGAGAAGAAGAAGAAAGCUGUGCAGAGGUGUGAGGAACAGUUGCUGAAGAUGGAGGUUCAGGCUACAGACAGAGAAGAGAACAAACAGAUCGCCCUGGGCACCUCCAAACUCAACUACCUGGAUCCACGCAUCACCGUGGCCUGGUGUAAGAACAUGGAGGUGCCGCUGGAUAAAAUUUACAACAAAAGCCUAAGGGAUAAGUUUGCCUGGGCUGUCGACAUGACUGAACAUGACUUUGUGUUCUGAGUGUGAUUUGUUCGUUUUCCAAUUCAACACAGUGUUUUAUACAAAACAUACAUCUUAAUCGAAACUGUUAACUGAAUUGUACAGCCAUGUUCUUUGGUGGUAUUGUUGGCACUUUUUUAUUGUUCUUUUUUUUUUUAUAUUGUUUAAUCAAAUUCAGUUCUAAAUUAUUUUAAGAAAGUUCAAUAAAUGUUUAUGCCUUGUA